AGAAAGCGAACCUCCAAAUAAGUAGCAGGCCUCCGGGAGGGCUAUAUAAAACUCGGAUCUAGGGGCUGGUGGGUGGAAAGGCAGAGUUAUCAUGCGAGCUCGCAGCUGCCUUCUGCAGAACUGAGUUGCAUCAUGGAGAUCGCGAAGCACCCGAAGAGCAGAGAGAGCGAGGACCCGCACCUCCGCCAGCCGCCCUCGGCCCCAGAUCGCCCUCUACACCCCAGAGCCAACCCUGGAUCUGCAGGCUUCUGGAGGCCGUGGAUUGACGUUGUCGGAGGCCAGAAAGGGGAGGAGGAGCCACAGGGUGCUUCGCAGGCGGUGCCUGAUGGUGUCAAAAAGACUACUGAAGCCUUAGGGAAGCUUUCCCAAUACAGGCACCCCGUCAGACUAUUUUGGCCAAAAUCAAAGUGUUACGAUUACUUAUAUCAAGAAGCAGAAGCCCUCCUGAAAAAUUUUCCAAUUCAAGCUACAAUUUCUUUUUAUGAAGAUUCUGAUAGUGAAGAUGAAAUUGAGGAACUGACUUUUGAAAAUUAACUUUAUUAACUACUUUUUAUGACAUUAAUAGUUUAUAAAUUUAAAUUUAGUGUAAAAAUGUAUCAUAAUAGUCUUAAACUAAUUUAUUUGUAUAUAAGUUAUUAAUAAAAUGAAAUAUUUUGUAA
This is a messenger RNA of Erinaceus europaeus (western European hedgehog), 659 nucleotides long. RefSeq names its product ripply transcriptional repressor 2 (gene RIPPLY2). Gene Ontology annotation, biological process: embryonic pattern specification; negative regulation of transcription by RNA polymerase II. The transcript is spliced from 4 exons. NCBI's taxonomy places the organism in Eukaryota, Metazoa, Chordata, Mammalia, Eulipotyphla, Erinaceidae. The coding region runs from base 133 to 534 and encodes 133 amino acids. The record is from RefSeq and is a predicted model, not a curated record. Gene Ontology annotation, cellular component: nucleus.